AUGGUCGUGAGCUACACGAACGUCGAGACGGGCUUUACGAAGAAGCAGAUCGGUAGCUAUACGAGUAUGCCGACGACUUGGAGGUGGAGUUAUACCGGAACAGAUCUGCGAGUUAAUGUGGCAUACGACACCUUCCUCGGCGCAUCAGCCAGCGGAACCAAUCUCUUCGAAGUCAUGGUCUGGCUCGGUGUCUACGGCGGCGUGUCACCCUUGUCCGCGAACGGAUAUCCCUUCACACCCAUCGCGACCGUCACGAUUGGCGGUCAGAUCUUCGACCUCGCAUACGGUCUCAACGGUUCGGUAAAGGUAUACAGUUUUGUUGCUCGUGGCGGGCGGGCGACGAACUUCAGCGCCGACUUGAACCUGUUCUUCCAGUAUUUGUUGGCAAACUACGGAAGCAAUGGUUUCACGAGUAGUUUGUAUCUGCAGGUCGUGCAGGCGGGUACGGAGGUGUUCACUGGAAGCAAUGCGAAGAUGACUACGACGGCUUACUCUAUCGCUAUCAACUAA
Messenger RNA from Alternaria novae-zelandiae, 510 nucleotides. RefSeq lists its product as uncharacterized. Gene Ontology annotation, molecular function: cellulase activity. Lineage: Eukaryota; Fungi; Ascomycota; Dothideomycetes; Pleosporales; Pleosporaceae. Gene Ontology annotation, biological process: polysaccharide catabolic process. The record is from RefSeq and is a predicted model, not a curated record. The transcript has 4 exons. The coding region runs from base 1 to 510 and encodes 169 amino acids.